UUCGAUUGCCGUCGUCCCACCUAGGGGUGUUAGGUUAAGUUUCCUUGCCUCGAAUUGUUACGCACCCAAUGCGUUGCUCUUUUUUAUCCAUCUCGGUCCUCAAGUCGCUCUGUGGCCGCUAUCGGACGGUCGGCUAGCAGAGGGUCACGCGCCGCCAGUUAGCACCACAGGCAAGUUUGCGGCAAACUUGGACGAGUCUAGAUUCCAUAUCUCAGAGCGCCAUCCGCAUGUCUUUCUGUUGGUCUUACCACCACAAGUCCAUCCUCAUCCUCAUAGUUUUAGCCGGCUUAAUUACUUAUCUCUAGCCGAAAAUGAGUUCCUUUAUUGACAUCAUCACGCUCGAUAACUUUCAGCACAAAAUGCCUCGCUGGGACCUAAACAGCGCGAACCAUCUCUUCGCCCUGGUUGACAUGGGCAGCAAUGGUAUCCGCUUCUCUAUAUCGGAUCUCUCGCCGCCGCGGGCUCGGCUGCUCCCGUGUAUAUACCGCGAGCGGGCCGCCAUCUCACUGUUCGACGCCCUGAACAAGCCGCCGACGUCGCCCAACCAGCAGGGCGGUACCGCCCCCAUGGUCUUCCCGCCAGAAACCAUCAAGCUGGUCGCGCAGACUCUGGCCCGUUUCAGAGCCAUCGCCGUCGACGACUAUGGCGUCCCUCCCAGCCAGGUGACCGUCUUCGCCACCGAGGCCAUGCGCCGGGCCCAGAACGCCGUGGCUAUGCUCACGGCCAUCAACGCUGAAGUCCCGGACCUGGUCGUCUACGUGCUAGCGCCGCAAGUCGAGACGCUCUUUGGGUCCGUGGGAGCCAGGUCGGGGUUCGUCGACGUGAAGGGGCUCUUCCUUGACCUCGGGGGCGGCAGUGUCCAGAUGACGUACAUGGACACGUAUGCCGCCAAGGCUCGCGGCGGCCACGAAGGAGACAAAGAGGAGAGCACGGAGGGCGGCUACGAGAUCGCCGCAGCCCUGGCUGGCGAGAGUCUGCCGUUUGGCGCCGCGCGGCUGAUCAGAGUGCUGCAAGACGCCGGUGCCGACGUCCAAGCCGCCGAGACGCAGAAACUGCACAGCGGCAUGGGCGAGGCAUUCGAGACGCUGCGCGCCCAGUUCCCAACCCUGGCCGCCACCGUCGCCGAGGCCCGCGAGCGCGACGGGCCGGGCAUCGACAUCUAUCUCUGCGGCGGCGGCUUCCGCGGCUACGGCAGCAUGCUAAUGCACAACAGCAGCGUCCAGCCGUACCCGAUCCCGGCCAUCGGGUCGUAUGUCGUGUCGGGCGACGAGUUCGGCAGGGCCAACCACCUGCUUAAGGUCAACGCCGAGUUCGACGGCAAGAUAUUCGGCAUGUCCAAGCGGCGCCGCACGCAGUUCCCCGCCAUCGUAGCCGUCGUCAAGGCCCUCAUCGCGGCUGUCCCGCGCAUCCGGUCCGUGACCUUUUGCGCCGGCGGGAACCGCGAGGGCGCGCUCGCCACGAUGCUGCCGCGCGAGGUAAGGGAGAGCAACCCUUUGGACCUGGUCGAUGCUCCGCCUUAUUCAACCCCGAUGCCGCCGCUAGCCACCGCUGCAUUGCCUGCCGACAUACUCGACACCCUACUGUCUGCCUUUCCGCCUACUACCGCCGGAGCUUUGAAUCCGCUCACGUCGGCAAGCGCCUUCAGCUUGCACUUCGGCCCCAUCUACAUCCGGCAGGCCUGGGCGCGCGCCGGCGAGGAUGCCGACGCCAACGCGUCGGCCGCGCUGCACGACGCCGUCGCCGGCAACCCCGGCUGUCCCGGGCUGACGCACGUUGCCCGCGCCAUCCUCGGGCUGACCCUGUGCGCGCGAUGGGGCGCGGGCGUGAGCCCCAUAGACAGGGACCUGUACCGCGGCCUACGGGCACUGGUCGGCGCUGCGGACCCGGACGCGCUGCUGUGGGCCGACUAUCUAGGCGCCGCGACGGCGGCGCUUGCGAGGGUGGUCCCGGCAUGGCCGAAGAGCAGGCAGGCCAUUGACAACAGCAUCAGGUUCCGAUGCACCAGCGAGAGCGGCAAGAAGCUAAAGAUCCUGCUGGACAUUUCCAUCAGCAAGACGGCGGCAAGGGGGCUCGAUCCCCAGGAUCUGGUGGACCUCUUCAAGAACGUGGCCAAAAAUAGGGCGGAUAUAAAGGUCGUUGUCACUGUCAGCCAGCUGGGUUGAAAAGCGGAAGAUCUUAGCAGAACAGUGGCGACUUGAAUCAAGCACGAACUCCUCUCAGAGGGGACUGAUAUCUAGGUAUACAAUCACAGUGGUAUGUUCGGCUCGUCCACGCAGGGGAUAUCACGGAUGGCUGAAAUAUGUUUUAGGAUCCAUGAUAUGAGAUUCGUGAACCUUUGGUUUAGGCCCGUUUGUGAUGUGUGAAAGAAAAAAAUCUUGAAGGAGCUGUC
Lasiosphaeria miniovina is the source of this 2389-nucleotide messenger RNA. RefSeq names its product Ppx/GppA phosphatase family-domain-containing protein. Bases 312 to 2162 code for a protein of 616 amino acids. Lineage: Eukaryota; Fungi; Ascomycota; Sordariomycetes; Sordariales; Lasiosphaeriaceae. The transcript has 3 exons. The record is from RefSeq and is a predicted model, not a curated record. Gene Ontology annotation, biological process: regulation of transcription by RNA polymerase II.